UCAGGCAGCUGAGCGGAUGUGCGUCAUCGCGCUGCGCUUACCAGCGUCCUAAGAACGGGAAACACGUCAGUUAGGAACGCCGCCCUUAGCAGCGGCGGGGCCUUCGUUCUGGGGCAGGGCGGCGCGAGGCCCGGUCGCUACCCUGGGCCCGCGGCUCCGCCAUGAACAGCGUGGGGGAGGCGUGCACGGAGCUGAAGCGCGAGUAUGACCAGUGCUUCAACCGCUGGUUCGCCGAGAAGUUCCUCAAGGGGGAGAACGCGGGGGACCCCUGCGUGCAGCUCUUCAAGCGCUACCAGCUCUGCGUGCAGAAAGCUAUUAAGGAGAAAGACAUACCCAUUGAAGGGCUGGAAUUCAUGGGUCCCAGUAAAGGAAAAGCUGAAAAUGCCUCCUGACCUUGUUUGGGCAUAUUGUGCCAUUACAAUGACCUUUUGGACUUGGAAAAAGAACCUCACAAAGACUAGAAGAUUGCCUUGGAUUAGCUGCUGUUUCUGCCUGGCUUUUUAAGAAGCAAGAAGUCUUUUCUGCACUUUCUUUCAGCUAGGUUGUGUGGCAAUUACUGCUUCAUCUUAAAUGAAUGUUGUUGGUGGUCUGGCAUCAUGUGGUGUGUGAAAAGCCUUUUUAUCAAUCUAUGAUCAUCAGUGAAUGUACUCUCAACAGGGGAAUAUUUAUUGAAAUGGGUUUAGAUAUUAGCUGGUUUAUAAUCAGUUGCUUUAUUUAUAUUAUAAUAGCAUUUAAAAUUGUCUAAAAUUAAUGUGAAAGGGGUUAAUUUACUUUUAGGGGAGUGUGCUGCUGGAUUUUUAUUGGGAUAGAGUUGGUUUCAGUUUUCCUGAAAACUGAUGUGCUACAGCUUUGCUUCAUAUUGUGCAACUUUAGCAGUAGUACUUCUAUGACACCACUAGAGUUGCAAUUAUUUUUGUUUGAACACACAAGGUGUUAUUUUAAUAUAGAAUACACAUGUUAAGUAAAGUUAUGCUUGACUAAAUGAGACAACUGUCCAAUUAAACCUGCCUGUGCCCUUUAAGAUGGAAAGGGGACAGCCUGUCCCAGAAGUGAACAGGAGCAACUGCUUUCAGAAGGUACUUUCAACAGCCUCAGGCACUCUGUGCAGAGUUGAAAGGCACUGAUGCAACCUUGAAUUUAACUCUGUGCUACUGAAUGGCUGUUGCCCCAUCAAUAAAGCUUCAACAGCAAUUCAAUUACA
This is a messenger RNA of Mauremys reevesii (Reeves's turtle), 1201 nucleotides long. RefSeq names its product TP53 regulated inhibitor of apoptosis 1 (gene TRIAP1). The record is from RefSeq and is a predicted model, not a curated record. Lineage: Eukaryota; Metazoa; Chordata; Testudines; Geoemydidae. Bases 162 to 392 code for a protein of 76 amino acids. The transcript has 2 exons.